Molecule: messenger RNA, 1298 nt
Organism: Stomoxys calcitrans (stable fly)
Lineage: Eukaryota; Metazoa; Arthropoda; Insecta; Diptera; Muscidae
Gene: tut
Exons: 3
Coding region: 173-967 (264 amino acids)
Molecular function (GO): RNA binding
Source: RefSeq, a predicted model, not a curated record
AGUGUGCAGAUAAUCAAAUAGUAGGCGUUCGCCAGUGUGUUGUGCAAUUCUGGGAACUACUCUACAACCACUCUUUGAAAGGGUAAACAAAGCGAUUCUUAGAAAUCUGGCUCAUAUGGUUGCACCAGAGUGUUUUUGUUUUUGAGCAUCCCAGCUAAGUUUUCCUAGAAUAAUGGCCAAUUUGACUCAUUCAUCAUCAUCGAUGCAAAUUAGCUGCUCCAUUGAACGUUCGAUUUUCGAGCAUCCCUCAGAAUUCUAUGAAUCGUAUCAACAGAAUGGCACCAAGUACUUGAAAAGUCGCAAGCAACUCGAUGCUGGUUUACAAGCGCAAUUAAAUGCUUGCGAGGGAGAGAUUUUCAUACAUUCCAUACCUGCUGAAGUCAGAGCUGAGACCAUUGCAGAAAUUGCUUCCAAAUUGGGUGAGGUGUAUGUGCUGCGUUACAAAGUGAAUUUUUCGGGUCUUUCUAGAGGUUUCGCUUAUUUGCAAUACAUGGAUCCAUCUUUAAUGCAAUAUGCCCUGACCAGGUUAGAAAGAUUGCUACGGCUUUAUGCAUUGCCCAUGAUAAAAGUAUGCCAAUCACGCAAUAGAUCCGUUUUAUUAUUGAAAAGAGCAAACUAUAUGAAGCCAAAAGCUGUCAUUGAAAAUCUCCAGUCUUUGGUGGGAUUCCAGGGAUUGAUGGGUAUCGAAGUACGUCCAGGCUAUUAUGAGUACAAAAUCAUAUUCAAGAGCAACGAGGAGGCUGUUCAUGCGAGACGGGAGAUCUUAAGAGUCAUUUCAAGAUUUGGACGCAAUGCUGCACUUGUUUGGCACAAUGAUCAUUUGUUCGAUAAAUAUAAGCCUCGCAACUACGCUAUGCCUGAUAAUCUAAAGCAGGCGCUUAAAGCAACAUAUCCAGAAGAAUGUCGGGAGUGCCCCAUCUAUUUACAACCUCGAAGCCCAUGUCUACAAUUUAAUCAGUUCCAUUAGAAUGGGAACCACAUUGGACCACACAUGUAUGGCAGUGUGUGGCUAGAAAUAUUUGCAAAUGGAAUUUGGAAAUGUGGCGCUAAAGGAAAAUAUUGCUGCCAUCACGUAUUCAGCUACUAAAUUUAAUCAAUUUGAAUUAUUAUGCACGAUUUAUUUUGUAAUUAUAUGGAUGUCAAUGUAUCGAUGUACCUUUUUGUCUGUAUGUUAAAGAAAAGUUAAAUGAGUCCUGAUUAUCCCAAAUUGAAUUGAAUUGUUUCUUACCCAUGUCAUUCUCAAAAGUUUAUUUAACACUCAUGAAAUUAUUAAUAAACAAUGAAAUAAUUAUAAAGAA